Messenger RNA from Naegleria lovaniensis, 2934 nucleotides. RefSeq lists its product as uncharacterized. NCBI's taxonomy places the organism in Eukaryota, Heterolobosea, Eutetramitea, Acrasida, Naegleriidae. Gene Ontology annotation, molecular function: protein binding. Bases 1 to 2934 code for a protein of 977 amino acids. The record is from RefSeq and is a predicted model, not a curated record. The transcript has 5 exons.
AUGGGAUCAAGUAAUGGCAAAAUUAUUAGUAGUAUGACAGGAGAGAUUUUCAAUGGAGAAGAGCAUGAUGCAACACAAAAUAAUACAACUCCACCAUCAUCGUCCUUUACUCCUACAAAUCCUUUGUCGGCCACAACAAGUCGAAGACGAACAACCAUAACAACAUUUGAUAAAGACGCUAACCGAGUGUCUAUUGUAUCCAUCCGAUAUGACAAAUCACCUAUUGCAGUUGGGGAGGAUAGAUCAGUUCUUUCCUCUGAAAAUUAUGAUCUUUCAAUGGCAAGAAUAUUCUCGUUUUUGGAUAUUACUUCACUUCUCAUGUGUGCAAGUGCGUGUAAACGAUUUCGUGAUUUGGAAAUCAAAUAUCAAGAUGUUCUUUGGCAAAAUUUGUACAAAUUUCACAAAACAAACAUGAUGUACUUUUGCACCAAUCCGUCACAAGCUCUUCAAAUGAUGGAAGAGACAAAGAAAAAACAUCAACAGAAUGAACGACAACCAGAACGAAACGAACUGGGGUUGAUUGUUAAUGAUCCUAUUUUGUUGGAGUUAAAAAAGGAUAUCAAAAAUUGGAAAGACGAAUGUCUUAAUUAUUACUUUGUGAAAAGGAAGUUUAUUUCGUCCAAGCAAGAGUAUUUUUUAAUUUCGAAAUUACAUGACCUUGUACACCACACAGAACCUCUUGCUAGACGAAAAUCUCUAUUAGGUCAGCAAUUUUCAAUUACAGAAUCUCCUAGAGAAUCUUUACUGGUACCAAGAACUAGCGAAAGCAGUGACAGCAGUGAUGAUUUUAAGUUGGAUGAAAACAUUGAUGAUGACUUUUUGAAGAAAAAGAGCCUUGAAUUUAUGAUGUACAACAAUAAUAUCAAAAACAAGAUUGAUGAAAACGAAGAGGAUGAAAAACCUUUCACCAAUUUAGCAGAAAUUGAUAACGCUAACUUAAAUAGGUGGAAAGAAGCAGAAUCUGACUCAGAUGAUGACAAUUGGAUUGAAGAUGAGAAAGAAAAAGAAGAAGAAAAAACGGAACUCGAUCUAAAAAGCCCAAAUCAAAUUCUGCAAGAAAAAAUUGGAAUAUCUAAUGACAGUGAAGACAGUGUGACAACACCUCCUCAGCUCAGACCAGAUGUUCAUCCACCUAGCUCCAUAAAACAUUUUGAAGAAACGUCAGAUGACGAAGAUUGGUUCAAAGAUGAAGAAGAGGAAACGGAAAAUAAUUCAUUAAUUGAGCCAAUAGUUAAAAAAGGAGAACGAGCGUCUCAAAUUGAGAGUCAAACAAAAUUGCAUGUCAAGAAUGAUGUUUCAGUGUUAGACAAUAAUGACAUCAAAAUUGAAAUAUCCUCCGACUCUGAUCCAAAGUCAUCAAAGAAAAACAAAGAAUCCAAUCAUGUAAAGCUGAAACUUCCAUCUUUUGACGAAGAUGUCAGCGAUGAUGAAACUCUUUUGAAAAAAGAUGCUUCAGUUUCGGAAAUUAAUUUAUCAUUUGCACACGAUCUUGACUCAGAAGGACCCAGAUCAUUUUCAUCAAAGCUGAAGACAGACAGUUUCAUUCAAGAUCCCUUCGAUGAGGACUCAACAAAAGGCUCUCAGAAGUCCAAAUCGCCAUUGAAUAUUCCUAAACUAUCAGCGAAUGAUGAUGAGUCUGAUCCCUGGUACUCUGAUGAAGAGGCAAGUCCAAAGAAACCCAUUUUCAAUCUGGAAUCAGAUACUGUUGAAGGCUUGGGAGUAAAAAAAAUUGAUGAAACAGAUUCAGAUUCAGACGAUUGGUACAGCGAAAGUGAAGAUGACAAGAAAAGUAACUUUACUUUGGGAAUGCUUAAAGACUCUGAUGACUCUCCAAAAGAGUCUCCUCCCUCUAAAAUAGGGUUAGGCUCUAAUGUACCUGCCUUCACUGGAAACCAAACAGAUACAGCGCGAAGGAUAAAGGAAGCUGAGAAUUUAACUCUGGAUGAGCUUAUUACUGAUCUCACCGAUGUGACCAAGUUGAAAGAAACCUAUUUAAAUUUGUCUAACGCUGAAACUCAGCAAUUUUAUAGUAAGCUCCUAUCAUUCCAUCAACGAACUCAAGCACUUUUUGAUAACACGCCAUUUGAAGAUACCAUGCCUGAUUCAAUGAUGAUGCCUAGUGACUGGCCCACAACUUUAUCAUUUUUCCAACAAAAGAAAGGUCAAGGUAUUGUCAUCAAACUGGUCUAUAUCGAAGACACCCAAACUCCCUAUCCGGCAAAACUUUGUAAUCCAGUUCUUAAAUUUUUUGGCUCCAAAUCUCGAGACAUGAAAAAUGUUUGCUCUGCAUUAAUUGUUGGACCGUUUCUGUUGCAAUGGAACAAAACUCAUUCUCUAAUAAUUCCCAGAAAGCUUGUUUCUGACUCUUAUUUAUAUCAAACGAGAACACAUCGUAUUGCAGAAAUAUUUAAUGUAUCAUUAGACUCCAUAAUCGAUAGUAUUGCAAAAGUGAUUGUGGAAUGGAACCUUACGAAGCUUUAUCACGACCAGCUUCAGAACUGUCAACAUUUUGUUGAAAGAAUUAUUGAUGUAUUGGGAAUUAAGAAAGUCUUAGAAUGUGAAAGAAUAGGAAAGACCAUAUUUAAUUACAAUACGAUGUUACAACGAGAAGGAAAAGGCACAAUCGAAUUCAAUUUUUCAGAGCAAGUUAAACAAGACAAAUUGUAUGCUUUUCUUGAAAAGAAAUAUGGAACGAGCAAGAUUUGUUUCGAAACGCAUCAACAACUGGAUGAAUUUAUGAGAUCAGUUAUUUCAGAAGAUCCAAAUUUUACCAUAACACAUCAUCAAGAUUACUCGUUAUUAGUAUUUUUUGAUCAACUUUUCUGGGCCAAACAUAAUUUACUUUCUUCUGAGGAAAGAUACAAGCCAUUCAGUGACGAAAAAACAACCGUUCUUUGUCCAUUUGGAUCAUUAUUGUUUGGAACAACAAAAUAA